Cryphonectria parasitica EP155 is the source of this 1697-nucleotide messenger RNA. RefSeq lists its product as uncharacterized. The coding region runs from base 1 to 1308 and encodes 435 amino acids. Gene Ontology annotation, molecular function: chromatin binding. Lineage: Eukaryota; Fungi; Ascomycota; Sordariomycetes; Diaporthales; Cryphonectriaceae. The record is from RefSeq and is a predicted model, not a curated record. The transcript has 4 exons.
AUGGCUGCUGCUCGCAAGCGACCUCGCGACAACAUUGACGAGGCAAGCCGCGCCGAGUGCCCUUUCUCCAUACGCCAUGUCGACCCGAGGGAGCGCGAGCUCAAGAAGAAGCGCAGGCGCAGGGACGACGAGCCCGACGGCGACAAUCCCAAGAUCCCCGUCCAGAUGUCUCCCUUUGCGCCCACGGGCAAGUUCAAGACCCAUGAGACCAUGGACAUCCACUACGCCGUUGAGCCAUCCAAGAGAUGGUCCGAGAUGACCCGGUACAAUAGCUUCGUGUUGAAUGGUUCCAAGUACUUUAGCGACAACUACAUUUUCGUCGCAAACGAGAGCACGAUCGAGCGCCAGAAGUCUGCGCCCUCGGGUGGUCAGGCCGGGCCUAGGACGCACUCUGACGACGACUGGGUGGCGCGCAUCCUCGAGAUUCGCGCUAGCGAUGAACACCACGUCUACGCCCGUGUGUACUGGAUGUACUGGCCUGACGAGUUGCCCCCUAAUACACUCGACGGCAAGAAGUACGUCUCUGGCCGGCAGCCGUAUCACGGGCAGAACGAGCUGAUCGCGUCCAACCAUAUGGACAUCAUCAACGUCGUAUCUGUUACUCAGCAGGCCACCGUCAACCAAGUGACCGACGAGAACGAUGACCAAAUCCAGAGCGCCCUGUACUGGCGCCAAGCCCUCGACGUGCGCACCUUCGAGCUAUCAGUUGUGGAUCGCGUGUGUAGAUGCAACGAACCCGGCAAUCCGGAUAAGGUCCUUAUCGGGUGUCCCAACGAGAGUUGCAAGAAGUGGCUGCACGAGGAGUGCCUGAAGCACGAGAUACUGAUGAGGGUAUGGGAGCAGCUCGGCACCGACAGGCCUCACAAAGCGUCAGGCGUCAAGACCGAGAAGGAAGAGGAAGAGGCAAAGCGCCCACUAAGCCCCGUCGAGCCCGGCAGCGCCACCGUCGCCACCGAGCUACCUAUCCAGGUCAAGACAGACGGUGAGGGCGACACAGUGAAGGCGAGCGACACGGUCGACGUCAAGGAGGAGCGCGAAAUCGCCGCAGAGGGCUCAGCUCAAACACAGAAUGGCCGGGCCUCGACGACGCAGACCCCGACAGCGGAACCAAUCCGCAAAGGCGUCAGCCGCGGGCGCAAGAAGCCUGACGACAUGAGCUACAAGCCGUACGAAGGCUCUUUCGAGGCCACCUUCAAGCCCGAUAAUGACAUGUUCGAGAUCAAGGACCUGAGGACUGGCGUCGAGGGUGGACAGAAGACCUGGCUGGAGGAGGUGAACUGCCUCGUCUGCGGCUCACGCAUCCACUAAAAAGGCCUGGUAUCUCCCUCUGCGUGAGCGCCUUGGCUGGCCGUUCGCAUUUUCCAGCUUGAAACCCCACGGUGAGCGUCGAGACUGCGAGUGUCACAGAUUGUGUGUCCCUGCCUAUCGAGCCACACGAGCCACAGCCAUUCCUCCAACAGAUCAGCGUCAGCAGCAAUUUGUCCGACUGGAUGUCCCUUCUUCGACCAUAUGGGCGCAGACCCGAGGCCCCUUGAUCAGUAAGGAAGGAGGAUACCAGCUCAUAGAUCGAGGAAUGGGCAGCAGGCAGUCAUGAUGGUUCGAGGGGCUGGCAAGUAAACUGUAUGUGGCUGAGGCGUGGUGGAGGCGAGAAUGUACAAAAACUCUCCAACCCAUAUUCCACACGCGAUUCGGGCCCG